Messenger RNA from Caenorhabditis remanei, 1113 nucleotides. RefSeq lists its product as uncharacterized. The coding region runs from base 1 to 1113 and encodes 370 amino acids. Gene Ontology annotation, molecular function: NAD+ kinase activity. Lineage: Eukaryota; Metazoa; Nematoda; Chromadorea; Rhabditida; Rhabditidae. Gene Ontology annotation, cellular component: mitochondrion. The transcript is spliced from 4 exons. Gene Ontology annotation, biological process: NAD+ metabolic process; NADP+ biosynthetic process. The record is from RefSeq and is a predicted model, not a curated record.
AUGGCCGCCUUGGCGAUUUCCCAAUGCGUUAGCCACGUGGCACGCCCCGUUUCACCAAUGACACAAUCAAAUUCCAGUGGAAGUCGGCAGCAAUUGCCCAUCCGAUCCGCUCUGAUCCUCCGCAAAAGCACAAGAUGGCAGUGGGAAAAGGAGCAAACUGGAAUGACAGAUGCCGAGUUGAAAAAACACCUCCAACAAAAGGGCACCAACGUGGCAGAGCUCCUGGAAAACGAGAAGAAACAAGUGCAAGCCUUCCAACAGAUCGUCAACGAGCUCAGCAAAGCAGGGAUCUCAGCCAGAGUGGUCACUCGACAACAACUCGUACAGUACCUCCCGGACACCGAUUUAGUGAUCUCAGCCGGUGGAGAUGGGACCUUUUUGGCAGCCGCCUCGGCAGUCAGCGACCAAACCCCAAUUAUUGGAAUCAAUACUGACCCGAUCGGUUCUGAAGGACAUUUGUGUGUCGGGGGCAAGACUCCGCCCAGAAAUCUCAUCGAACGUCUGGUAUCUGGAAAUUUGAAUUGGGUACAGAGAAGUCGUAUCCGGGUUACGGUAGCUGAGAAGAACAGUCUGUUUUCUAUGAAAAAGACGGCAAAGAAAGUGACAAAUUUGGCGUUAAACGAGGUGUUUAUCGGGGAGGAUGAGGCUGCCAAGGUUUCCACGUACAAUAUAUCGAUUGAUGAUUCGCAGACGGUCAAACAGAAAUCAUCUGGAUUGAUUGUCUCCACGGGGACAGGAUCGACUAGUUGGUAUCUUGGAAUGAAUCGAAUCGAUGAAAAUGCGACGACUUCUGUACUCGAGGCACUCCAAUCACUUGGAAUCAAUGUGCCGAUUACCAGGAAUUUGGUGGAGAAAGUUGUGACCACUGUCAAUGAGAAAAUUCCUUUUGAGCCGGAUCAUCCGAGUUUCGCCUUCUCAAUCCGUGAGCCAAUCUUCAACGCCACCUACAAACGGACGGCCACCCGCGGAUUCGCUCGGAAAAUCCGCCUGGAAUCCAGAUGUACAAACGGAUACCUUGUGUUGGAUGGAUCCACAAAAAUUCCGUUCCCACGUGGAUCCAUUGCAACUAUUGAAAUCAAUUCGAAUGAUGCACUCAAGACGGUUAUUGUGUGA